CUGAAUUCAUUAGAAAUAUUAAAAAUGAAGAUUCUCAUACUAUUGAUUGCAUUAAUUGCUUUCGGAAUGGCACAUCACAUUCAUGAAGAAGAUGGCAAUAUCAAAUUCAACGUUGACUUACAUGAAGAAUCACCUAUCGGCUUUGCAGUGAAAGGACAGAUCAACCCUGUUGAUGACACUCAGAAUAAGAUCGGAGCUUUCGUGAAACUCGCAAAUGAGUAUAUCCCAAUCUUGGAAAAUCUUUCCAAAAAUAAAGCUGUUCUCGAGUACCAACGUAGAUGGCAGAUCAACUUCAUCCCAGGAAUUGACAUCACUGUUUAUUGGUUCUUUGACCUUAUCGUUGGAUGGAUUGUCGAGCCUGGAGACGUUGCUGAGAACUUCUAUGAAGUAACCUAUACUCCUUUCGUCUGGGGAAGCACAUACGGUAGAACCAAUGGAACCACCUGGCCAGCUGCAGGAUAUUUCAGAAUUGGUGUUGAGUACGUCGACUUCAGAAUGCCAACUUCCUUCACUCUCUACAGAGACGGAAGAGUUUGCUUCGAUAGUUUCUAUACCGUCAAUCCUGUUCAUCUCAGCAGUCAAUUCGGAGGAGCUCUCAGAGAAUGCAAAGCUGAAAUCAUCGAUGAAGUUUUGAAUCAACAACCAAUUCACUUGGGAUGUGCAUACACUAACGAUAUUGAUGUUCAAUUCUUGGACGAAGACUUGACCAACAGAAUUGAGAGAGUCAUUCUUGGAGAGACCUGUAUUGGGUUCUAAACAUCUAAUUUUGUUUCAAUCAAGAUUUGUUCC
Moneuplotes crassus is the source of this 789-nucleotide messenger RNA. Lineage: Eukaryota; Ciliophora; Spirotrichea; Euplotida; Euplotidae. The record is from the annotation of a GenBank genome assembly.